Musca domestica (house fly) is the source of this 623-nucleotide messenger RNA. RefSeq lists its product as uncharacterized. Lineage: Eukaryota; Metazoa; Arthropoda; Insecta; Diptera; Muscidae. Bases 83 to 508 code for a protein of 141 amino acids. The transcript has 3 exons. The record is from RefSeq and is a predicted model, not a curated record.
AUCAACUUAACAUUUCGGUUUCAAAUUUUUAAUCCUUGUCAAAAAAGGGUAAUCCUAAAUUUCUAAAUAUUAAUUUUUGUCAAUGGAUUUUCCAAAGUCUUGUCGUCAAACAAACUGGAGCAGUGAGUCGCUGAAGAAUUAUACAUCAAUAGAAUCGAUCAGAAGACAUUUAGCUCGAGGCAAUUCUAGUUAUUUAUGUCGACAUCCAGAGGUGAGAGCAAUUAUUCGGGUGUUUCUUCAUGAACUUUUGGAUAAACAACCUGAGAAUAUCUAUGAAUUUUCAGCUGCGCUUUUCAACUGCAACAACUCGCUCCUGUUGGUCAACAAAAUCAAUAAACAACUUAAUUUGGUUGAUAGGGCUUCGAAGAGAAAUAAGGGGUCUGAGAAUGUGGCUGAGGAAAUCUUUCCGAAGACGACGUCAACAGAUUCUUUGCUUUCGAGAGCUUCAACCUCGGCCGACAUUGAUGCUAUGUUGCGGUAUGCCAUGUUGCUAAGAGAUGAUAAAUGACGGAAGUUCUAUUGCUCACUCGCAAUAAGAAAUAAACCAUUUCAAACAUUUUAUUCCCAUAUCGCAAAAUAAAUUUACCCUCUUUGGAUGAACCGCUACCAAAGAUUUUAGCUCA